Molecule: messenger RNA, 1271 nt
Organism: Linum tenue
Lineage: Eukaryota; Viridiplantae; Streptophyta; Magnoliopsida; Malpighiales; Linaceae
Source: the annotation of a GenBank genome assembly
AUUGAAAGCAACAACCAAAGAAGUAGAAACAACAACAACAACAGAAAACAAAAGACAUGGCAGCCAUGGCCGGUUCUGUUCUUCUAGCCUUCCUUAUGAUCUUCACCAUCCUUUCUUCCUCUGUUAGUUCACUUAGCCUGAACUACUACGACAAGACUUGCCCUAAUUUCGAGUCCGCCGUCACCAACGCCGUCAAGAAAGCCAUGAAGAACGACAGAACCGUCCCCGCUGCCAUCCUCCGGAUGCACUUCCAUGAUUGUUUCAUUAGGGGUGAUUUGAAGGGUUGUGACGCCUCUGUGCUGCUCAAGUCAACCAAAAAGAACGUAGCUGAGAAAGAUGGGCCGCCAAAUGUUUCCCUCCACGCAUUCUAUGUAAUUGACCAUGCAAAGGAAGCCGUGGAAAAAAUGUGCCCGGGAGUUGUCUCAUGUGCUGAUAUUCUUGCUCUGGCCGCCAGAGAUGCUGUUGCCUUGUCCGGUGGACCAAACUGGGCUGUUCCCAAGGGCCGAAAGGACGGGCGAAUCUCCAAGGCCAGCGAGACCCGACAGCUCCCAGCUCCGGUCUUCAACAUAUCGCAGCUCCAGCAGAGCUUCUCCCAGAGAGGCCUCUCCCUGGAGGACCUCGUCGCCCUCUCGGGAGGGCACACUCUCGGGUUCGCCCACUGCUCGUCCUUCCAGAACAGGAUCCACAACUUCAGCGCCACCGUCGACGUGGACUCGACCCUGAGCCCGUCGUUCGCGGCCAACUUGAGGAGGAUCUGCCCCUUGCAGAACAAGGCCAAGAACGCCGGUUCGACCAUGGACUCGACCACGUUCGGGUUCGACAAUGUCUACUACAAGAUGUUGCUUGGAGGAAAAAGCAUCUUCUCGUCGGACCAGGCUUUGCUCACCAACCCUAAGGCCAAGGCCUUGGUGCAGAAAUUCGCGGCGUCUGAGGCUGAAUUCGGGAAGGCGUUUGCUGCUUCCAUGGUUAAGAUGAGCAGUCUUACGGGUGGGCAGGAGGUUAGGCUUGAUUGUAAGGUUGUGAGGUAGAUUAUUUUUUCUUCUCCAAUUGGGUUGGAUUUUUUAUGGGUUUAAUUAAGGUUGGUUGGGAAAUUUUGGUUCAUCUUGUGGACCGGUUUGAGUAAUUACAUUGGUGUUGUCUUGCACUGUUGAUCGAUGGAGUCAAAUGUAAAAUUUGGGCCGCUAAAUUGGGCGCCAAGAGAAAGUUGUCCAUUUGUUUGUCAAUGUGAUUUAUUGUUAUUCUAAUAAUAAUUACUUGGAUUGUGAUUGCAA